AUGAUUAACUCGGGAUCGCUUUACGGACGAAAACUAGAAUUUGCUCAGUCGCCUACAGCUAGUACAAAACACGGAAAUAUUAUUCUAUUACCUACUUUUAAAUGCGAAACAACCAAGUAUAUCUGUUUUUCAGGACUUGUGCUAAAUAUUCGCGAAGUAUUCUACGGUUCGCGCUCCCCGUCGUGGCGGGUGUCGUGGACAGCAGAGGGCGAUGAUGACCGCCAGCGGUGGUUCGCCUGCUGCUACAGCAGGUAUAUGGAACGGCUGGUAACAUCUGCAGCGUUCCCUGCUGAAAUAAUUUCUGUGGAAUAA
Macrosiphum euphorbiae (potato aphid) is the source of this 312-nucleotide messenger RNA. The record is from the annotation of a GenBank genome assembly. Lineage: Eukaryota; Metazoa; Arthropoda; Insecta; Hemiptera; Aphididae.